This is a messenger RNA of Elephantulus edwardii (Cape elephant shrew), 3354 nucleotides long. It is a transcript of the gene ZC3H12C, whose product is annotated as zinc finger CCCH-type containing 12C. The record is from RefSeq and is a predicted model, not a curated record. Bases 73 to 2733 code for a protein of 886 amino acids. Gene Ontology annotation, molecular function: metal ion binding; mRNA binding; RNA endonuclease activity. The transcript has 6 exons. Gene Ontology annotation, cellular component: cytoplasmic ribonucleoprotein granule; nucleus. Lineage: Eukaryota; Metazoa; Chordata; Mammalia; Macroscelidea; Macroscelididae.
GUUCUUGCCUGCCUGCAAGUCUGCAGCGAAAAUUGUGUUAAGGAGCUACUGCUGAAGCUGCUGCAGAAACCAAUGUCUUUGUAUUUUCCUACAAACGAAUACGGAGCACUUUGCAUUCAGGAAUACAGAAAAAAUAGCAAAGUGGAGUCAAGCACACGCAACACCUUCAUGGGCUUGAAGGAUCAUCUGGGGCAUGACCUAAGCCACCUUUAUGUGGAGACCUCUGACCCACAUCUAAGCGCAGCUGUACCUUGGCCAAUGGUCGAAAAGCCAACAAUGGAUAAAGUUCAUUCCGGAAAGGAAGAUACAGAAAGGGAGGCAUCUGAAGAAAAUGCCAGCUCUGGUGACUCUGAAGAAAGCACAAACUCGGACAACGAGUCAGAACGGUUGAGCAGCAUUUCCGUAGAGCCAUGCCUAUUAACCAAGACUCAUAGACAACUGUGUAGGUCUCCCUGUUUAGAGCCCCACAUACUAAAACGCAAUGAAAUUUUGCAAGACUUUAAAACUGAAGAGUCCCAGGCUCCACCCAAGGAAGUGAAGAAACCCCCCGACAUGGUACGAGAAUACCAAACCAAACUGGAGUUUGCACUUAAGUUAGGCUAUUCAGAAGAACAGGUUCAGCUUGUGCUAAACAAACUUGGUACCGAUGCUUUAAUCAACGACAUUUUGGGAGAGCUUGUCAAGCUUGGAAAUAAAAGCGAGACUGAUCAAACCGUUAGUACAAUUAACAGUGUACCUCGGGAAACCUCUUCCCUGGAAUCUCAGCGGUCAGAAUCUCCAAUGCAAGAGAUUGUAACGGAUGAGGGUGAAAAUCUGAGACCGAUAGUUAUCGAUGGCAGCAACGUAGCAAUGAGCCAUGGAAACAAAGAAGUAUUUUCCUGCCGAGGAAUAAAAUUGGCAGUGGAUUGGUUUUUGGAACGUGGCCACAAAGAUAUUACCGUUUUUGUUCCUGCUUGGAGAAAAGAGCAGUCGCGACCUGAUGCCCUCAUUACAGAUCAGGAGAUCUUACGUAAGUUGGAGAAGGAUAAGAUCCUGGUGUUCACGCCAUCGCGCCGCGUGCAGGGCAGGCGAGUGGUGUGCUACGAUGACAGGUUCAUCGUGAAGCUGGCCUUUGAGUCGGACGGCAUCAUUGUGUCCAACGACAACUACAGGGAUCUGGCGAAUGAGAAGCCAGAAUGGAAGAAGUUCAUAGAUGAGCGGUUACUGAUGUAUUCAUUUGUCAAUGACAAGUUCAUGCCCCCUGAUGAUCCUCUUGGAAGACACGGCCCGAGCCUGGAUAAUUUUCUGAGGAAAAAGCCUAUUGUUCCUGAACACAAAAAGCAGCCUUGUCCAUACGGGAAGAAGUGUACCUAUGGACACAAGUGCAAAUACUACCAUCCCGAAAGGGGCAGUCAGCCUCAGCGCUCUGUGGCUGAUGAACUCCGUGCCAUGUCUAGGAAUACAGCAGCCAAAACCACCACCGAGGGAGGACUCGUGAAAAGCAACAGCGUUCCCUGCAGCACAAAGGCUGACAGCACUUCAGAUGUCAAACGAGGUGCUCCAAAGAGGCAGUCCGAUCCAAGCAUAAGGACGCAAGUCUACCAAGACCUUGAGGAAAAGCUCCCCACCAAAAACAAAUUGGAAACCAGGUCCGUACCUUCCUUAGUUAGUAUACCGGCCACUUCUACUACAAAACCCCAAAGCACUACACCCUUAAGCAAUGGCCUUCCAUCUGGAGUGCACUUCCCACCUCAGGAUCAAAGACCACAGGGACAAUAUCCUCCAAUGAUGAUGGCAACCAAAAAUCAUGGAACGCCAAUGCCUUAUGAACAGUACCCAAAAUGCGACUCGCCCGUUGACAUUGGAUAUUAUUCCAUGUUGAAUGCAUAUUCCAAUCUGAGUAUCUCAGGCCCACGAAGUCCUGAAAGGCGUUUCUCCUUAGACACCGAUUACAGAAUAAGUUCUGUAGCCUCUGACUGCAGCAGUGAAGGGAGCAUGAGCUGUGGGAGCAGUGACUCCUAUGUGGGGUACAACGACCGCUCCUACGUCAGUUCCCCGGAUCCCCAGCUGGAAGAGAGUUUGAAGUGUCCACACAUGCACCCUCACAGCCGCCUUAACUCCCAGCCCUUCCUGCAGAAUUUCCACGACCCCUUAACCAGAGUGCAGAGUUACAGUCACGAAGAACCAAAGUACCAUCACAAGCCCCCCCUUCCGCACUUGGCUAUGCAUCUGCAGCACCCGGCCGUGGGCGCCCGGGCCAGUUGCCCCGGGGAGUACCCCUCUCCUCCGAGUUCAGCACACUCCAAGGCACCACACCUGGGGAGGUCCCUCGUGGCCACAAGACUCGACAGCAUCUCCGAUUCCCGGCUCUACGACAGUUCGCCUUCCAGACAAAGAAAGCCUUACACCCGCCAGGACGGGCUGGGAAGUUGGGAUCGGCCGGGUUACGGGAUCGACGCCUAUGGCUAUCGGCAGACUUACUCCCUGCCUGAUAACUCCACACAGCCGUGCUAUGAUCAGUUCACCUUCCAGAGCCUGCCCGAGCAGCCAGAACCCACCUGGCGGAUCCCAUACUGCGGGGUGCCACAGGACCCCCCGAGGUAUCCAGACAGCCGGGAGAAAAUCUUCAUCAACUUGUGCAACAUCUUCCCACCUGAGCUGGUGAGAAUUGUCAUGAAAAGGAACCCUCACAUGACAGAUGCCCAGCAGCUGGCUGCAGCCAUCUUAGUGGAGAAAUCGCAGCUGGGUUAUUGAAAGAUGAUGCAUCUUUGUGGUGUUGCCUAGGGGGGAUUUUUUUGUUUUUGUUCAGCUCAAAUGCUGAGGGAGGUUUGCUACAAUAGCACAUGUGAUCUCCUUUCCAGCGAGGAGGUUAUAUAGUAUCCAUUUAUGUGAACUACUGUAUCAUGGCAUCUGGAUGGAUAGCCCCGGAUGGAUCAAGGGAUUGCUUACACCCUUUUUUUAACCUUUCCUUUUUACAGCUCUCUCUUUGGCUGGAAAUUUUUCCAGUUUGAUUUACUAGGUGUAUCUGUGAUCUUUGAUAUUAAUCUUUGGUGCAUCAGGGGUUUAUAUGCAGCACUUUUUAUCCUUGUGUCCUGUUUUAUUACCUUGGUGUUUGUCUAUCAAUUGCAAGCAAUUACAAUACUUACAGAAUGCUGAACAUUUGACUAGACCUAGCAAACUAUUUUUUCAAGCCAAGCUUACUUAGACUCUUUUACAGCUUUUUAAGUUAUUUUUAUUUGGGGGAUGUGGGCUUCUCUGUGCUAGAAUCAUUAUUUAUAGAAACAAAGAUAUACUACAGCACUGACUUUAUAUUUUAAACUAAAUAUAAGUUACCAGUUUAUGUCAAAAUGGGUAACAGAAUAUAUUAGAAAGAUU